Messenger RNA from Phialemonium atrogriseum, 670 nucleotides. RefSeq lists its product as uncharacterized. The record is from RefSeq and is a predicted model, not a curated record. Lineage: Eukaryota; Fungi; Ascomycota; Sordariomycetes; Cephalothecales; Cephalothecaceae. The annotation marks the transcript as partial. The transcript has a single exon.
AGUGCGGUUCAGCCCUACGCUUGUAUUGCUACGUAGGCAGGGGUGGUUCAACGGACAGGUCGAUUACAUGCAGUAUUCCCAGCCCAUUAGCAUGGCCUACACAUACCCCUUCAUAAAAAUGCCCGCCCAAAAAUCCUAGUCUCCUUCUUUGACUAAAAGAAAUGGUUUCGAUCUCGUUCAACUAGGCCUUGGUUUACCAUCUAUGACCUGCCUAACAGCAACUCUAGUGCUCCUGUGGCCAGGGGUCACUUGUGAUUCUGGUGAUUUGGAUGUUGCUGAGCCCAUGGUUUUGUCAUGGCUUUAUUCUUUAAAUAAAACCAAAGUCCUGGCUCAGAAGUCAAGCCCGCUCCCAAGCCGAAGUCGAUGUCGAUCGGUAGACAGGGGACUCUCCAACCAUUCGCGUAGUAGUGUUGCUUUACCUAGGUAGUGCUUCAAGUGUCACGAGAGACGGCAGACGAAGUGCCAGGCCCAAAGGCUCGCACCAACGUCGCAAGGGAGAGUACCUUAGAAAGUCUUGGACCCUAAACAUACCUAGCUCAAUGCAUCCUCAUGCUCCUUCAAAGUGCACUCCACAUCGCCUACACUGUAGGUGAAGAUAAGGUACCUAUACAUACAUAACUGACCUGAACCCCUUAAGUUCGGAAUUUAGAUUCCAAGUCUAUGAUAUAAU